GAGAAGAGCGACAGCCCUUCGAGCACGGAAAUGCCCAUGAUUACCUGUGGAGAACGGGGCGCGGCGGGCCCCUUUCUCCUUCUCCUUCUCCUGUGAUCCAUUAUUCCCUCCUGCGUGGGUCGUUUUCCUCCGUUCUGUCUACGCUCCCCGACCCGCAGGGAUGCGGGAACCUUUCUGCGCCUCGCGGAACCUUUGAUGCAGGAGCGCCUGUUGCUGCCCGGGGGAUCCUCUGAGUGGCUCCGGCUGUGGGGACGCUUUACUGUUGAGGACCCCAAGCGGAGGGAGCGAGGAGGAGGCGGUGACAACAACGACGACGACGCGGGUGAGGCGGGUAAACUGGGGCCGGCGCGCGACCAACAGCGCGCGGAGCGCUUCAGCCUCCGUUUCCUCCGCGGCCUGGCCCGCAGCCCCGGUAGGAGGCUGCUGUUGAAGACAUAGAAGUAGAACCAGUGCAAAGUUGGCAACCCUAAGCUUGAACUACAGGAGAAACAACUAUCUUUACAGCCCUGACCAACUAACUGUUUUAACUUUUCCAGACAUUGUGGGAAUGACUGUAUACUUAUACUGGGAACGUUGCUGUAAUGUGAUCACUGCACUCCUAACUGAAACAGCAUCAUUUAUGCAAGUUUCAAAUUUUCCAAAAGUUAAAUAACAUAAUUGGAUGAAGUGAUAUCUAUUAGUUGAAAUUAGUCACUAGGGAUGUGGAUGAGAUGUUUCAUGCACAUCCGGGGUGGGUGGGGGCGGAGAGUGGCCGCUUCAGGAAGGCAGGUCUUACCUGCCCCUCUGUUGUUCCUCCUCUGUCCCCUGCUGCCCCAAUACGGCCUUAGAACAUAAGAACAGUCCUGCUGGAUCAGGCCCAAGGUCCAUUUAGUCCAGCAUCCUGUUUCACACAGUGGCCCACCAGAUGCCUCUGGAAGCCACAGGCAGCAGUUGAGGGCAUGCCCUCUCUCCUACUGUUACUCCCCUGCAACUGGUACUCAGAGGCAUCCUGCCUUUGAGGCUGGAGGUGGCCUUUAGCCCUCCAACUAGUAGCCGAUGAUAGACCUCUCCUCCUUGGUUAUCCAAACCCCUCUUAAUAAGAGCCUUGUUUGUAUUAAGCAGCCGAGCUGUUGGUUUGAAAAAGCCACGCUGCUCUGACUGCAUCAGUCCCCUGUUUCCAGCUCCUUGUUCCCAGUUCCCUGUUGCAGACCACUCAAGAUGGUGUCUGCACAUAUUCAGACUCCAUUUCCUUCCAGAUGCUGCCCAAAGUCUGCUGGAAACAGGGAACUGAUGCAGCUGGAGCAGCAUGGCUUUUUCAAACAGACAGUUCGGCUGCUUAAUACAAACAGUGCUGUGCACCCCAGCGCUGUGUGGAGGAGCAACGGAGGGGCAGGGCUGCCUUAAAAUAGAUAAUGAGCAGGUAAUGCACAAGGGGUGCUAUUGGGAAUCAUGUCGGACGAGUCAGUCUCAGGGAGUGAUCCGGACGUGGACCCGGACUUGGAACAGGAAGAUAUGGAAGAGGAGGAGGAGGAAGAGGAGGACGAGGCCAUGGAGGAGGAUAAUGAUGGGGAUGACGAGGAAGACUUACUGGAUGAGAAUGACCAGUCCCGUGAAGCAGGGUUCAGCAGCGAUCAUGUUCAACAUGGUGAAGAUGGGGAAUGGCAACGCUCUACUUCAACUACCUCAUCUCAGAAUGAACAGGCAGAGAAAGUGUUGCAGAAUCAGCACAAGAGCCUGGCCUCUGAGGACAACAAAAAGAAGAGGGCUCAAAAACCUUCUCACAUGAGAAGGAAUAUAAGAAAGCUGCUGCGGGAGGACCAGUUGGAGGCUGUGACAAAAGCAGCACAGCAAGAGGAGUUAGAAAGAAGGAAACGACUUGAGCAGCAGAGGAAGGAUUAUCAAGCCAGCAUCCCCACAGUACCUCUAGAAUUUCUCCCAGAGGAGAUUGCUUUAAGAACUGCAGAGGUUGCUCAGCUUCCGCCUCAAGUGUUAGAAGAAGAAAUCAUCUGCUUAGACAGCACCAGCAGUGGUAGUGAGGAUGACUCUAAAGGAAGACUCCACAGCAUUAAAGAUGAAGUGAUAGAAUUAAGUUCAGGAGAAGAUGAAGCGCUCCAGAUUGUAGACAGCAGUGAUUCCGGCAAUGAGGGAGAUGAAGAUGCUACUGAAGAGAGCAGCGGUGCUCAUGUGAAUGAUGCUUUAAAUCAGUUAGAUGCUUCAGGUCAAGUAAUUGUCAACAUCAACCAUCCACCAAAUGAAGAGGACGUUUACUUGGCUCCACAACUUGCCCGGGCAGUGAAGCCUCACCAGAUUGGUGGUAUCCGCUUCCUGUAUGAUAAUCUGGUGGAGUCCCUGGACAGAUUUAAAACCAGCAGUGGAUUUGGCUGUAUCUUAGCUCAUAGCAUGGGGCUGGGCAAGACCCUUCAGGUCAUCUCUUUUUUGGAUGUACUUUUCCGGCACAUCGAGGCAAAGACUGUCCUGGCCAUUGUACCUGUAAACACUCUUCAGAACUGGCUAGCAGAAUUCAACAUGUGGCUUCCAGCACCAGAAGCCCUUCCUGCUGACUAUGACCCAAAAGAAAUACAGCCUCGCACUUUCAAAGUCCAUAUCCUGAAUGAUGAACACAAGACCACAGCAGCACGUGCCAAAGUGGUAACUGAUUGGGUGACGGAUGGUGGUGUGCUGCUGAUGGGCUACGAAAUGUACCGUCUUCUUUCACUGAAGAAAUCCUUUGCCACAGGAAGAAAGAAAAAAAGCAAGAAACAAACUGGCCCUGUCAUCAUUGAUUUGGAUGAAGAGGAUCGACAGCAGGAACUCUUAAAAGGAAUUGAGAAGGCUUUAUCCCGCCCUGGCCCAGAUGUCGUAAUCUGUGAUGAGGGUCACCGGAUAAAGAAUUGCCAUGCUAGCACGUCUCAGGCCCUGAAGAACAUACGAUCUCGGCGGCGAGUGGUAUUGACUGGCUACCCUCUGCAAAACAACCUAAUAGAGUAUUGGUGUAUGGUGGACUUUGUCCGCCCUGACUUCCUUGGUACCCGACAGGAAUUCAGUAAUAUGUUUGAGCGGCCGAUCCUGAAUGGCCAGUGUAUCGACAGUACCCCUCAGGAUGUCCGUCUCAUGAGGUAUCGCAGUCAUGUCUUGCAUAGUCUACUGGAGGGCUUCGUACAAAGGCGAGGGCACAAUGUGCUGAAGAUUCAGCUUCCCUAUAAGGAAGAACAUGUCAUCUUAGUGCGUUUGUCAAAGAUCCAACGGGCUCUUUAUACUGAGUUCAUGAACCGGUUCCGCGAUGCAGGCAAUAGUGGCUGGCUAGGACUGAACCCACUCAAGGCUUUUUGUGUCUGUUGUAAGAUUUGGAAUCACCCUGAUGUGCUAUAUGAAGCAUUGCAAAAAGAGAAUUUGGCAAAUGAGCAAGACCUGGAUGUGGAUGACCUUGGCACAGCUGGUACCAACUCACGCUGCCAGUCACAGGGAAUGAAAGCGAAAACUGAGAGCAAUGCUUUGGUAUCACCAAUUGGAGAGGCUACCAACAGCAAAUACCUUCAGGGCAUUGGCUUCAAUCCCUUUCAGGAGAGAGCCAAUCAGGUUGUUACUUAUGAGUGGGCUAAAGACAUCUUGUGUGACUACCAGACAGGAGUCUUGCAGAAUUCACCGAAGAUGGUAUUGCUGUUUCAUCUUGUGGAGGAAAGUGUGAAACUUGGAGACAAAAUAUUGGUCUUCAGCCAAAGCCUCUCCACCUUGUCUGUCAUUGAGGAUUUCUUGGCAAAGAGACCAGUGCCUUCUCCCCCAGGUUUGGAUGCACAAGGAGUUCAUAACUGGGUCCGAAAUGUGAAUUAUUACAGGCUGGAUGGAAGUACUUCAGCCUCAGAAAGAGAGCGAUUGAUUAACCAGUUCAAUGACCCCAGCAACACUUCUGUUCGGCUCUUUCUCCUUUCUACACGUGCUGGGUGUUUGGGUGUGAACCUAAUUGGUGCAAAUAGAGUGGUCGUAUUUGAUGCUUCAUGGAAUCCAUGCCAUGAUGCUCAGGCAGUGUGUCGGGUGUAUCGUUAUGGACAGAAGAAGCCCUGCCACAUCUAUAGACUAGUUUCUGAUUUCACCCUGGAGAAGAAAAUCUAUGACCGUCAGAUUUCCAAGCAAGGGAUGUCAGAUCGUGUUGUGGAUGAUUUGAAUCCGGUGCUGAACUUCACUCGGAGGGAGGUGGAGAACUUGCUGCACUUUGUGGAAGAAGAGCCAGACCAUGCUCAGGAUUCAUUCAGCCCCAGCAAGUUCAAGGAAUCUGUCUUGCAGCUGGCCUGUCUCAAGUACCCUCAUCUCAUCACCAAGGAGCCUUUCCAGCAUGAGUCACUCCUGAUUGAUCGUAAGGAACACAAGCUCACCAAGGCAGAGAAGAAAGCAGCCAAGAAGAGCUAUGAGGAAGAGAAACGUGCAUCCGUCCCUUACACCCGUCCAUCCUAUGCUCAGUAUUACCCAGCCACUGACCAGAGCCUAACAAGCAUACCUGCCUUCAGUCAAAGGAACUGGCGACCAAGCCUCAAAGGUGAGGACAGGCCAGUGGCAAGUGUACGUCCCGUUCAGUCUACCCCCAUUCCUAUGAUGCCUCGCCAUGUCCCAUUGGGCAGUAUGGGAUCAGCUUCUGUUUCCAAUCCUACGAUCAAUUUCCCCAUCAACUACCUGCAGCGAGCUGGCGUUCUCGUGCAGAAGAUUGUCACCACAACCGAUAUAGUGAUUCCAGGUACAAACACUUCCACUGAUGUGCAGGCAAGAAUCAGUGCCGGAGAGAGCAUCCACAUUAUCCGUGGGACUAAAGGGACAUACAUCCGGACCAGCGAUGGGCGGAUUUUUGCUAUUCGGACCACUGGCAAGCCAAAAGGUAGCGAGGAUCAUCGGAUGGUUGCUUCAGGAUCCCAUGGUCCAUCUCUUGAAUCCACAAGCAAUGGCAGACACGAUGCCUCAUCACCCAAGCUUCCUAACACGGAGGAGCUCACUCGGCCCAUCUCCCCCGACAGCCCUGAGAUCAUCAGUGAGCUGCAACAGUAUGCAGAAGCUGCUGCAGCCCGUGAGUCCCGGCAUAACUCUCCCAGCACCAACACCACACCUGGGCACCCCACCCGGAAAGACAGUGCAGCCCUCUUAGCAGCUCGCGGAACUGAGCAACGAGCAGGGACCCAUGGUUUGGCACCUUCGUCCUCUUCAGCCCUGCCAGCCACCAGCCAGCACAUUGACAACCAUGCAGUGCUGGACUUACGAGGCAACAAGCGCAAGUCAGCGUCACCCUCCGGCUCUGAGGAACAAGCCCACCGGCAGCAGAAGAAGCGCUCACUGCCGGCAACGGUGCAGCCCUAUGAAAGUGGGUAUCCUGUCUCGGGUGGGUUCACCAUGCCCUCUGUCCCUUUAAACCACAACCUAACCCACCCGUUUGCUCCCCAAGCAGGCAACUCCUUGUACAUGGGCACUGGCUCCUCCUAUUACCAGCUGCCUAGCUUGCUGCCAGACCCUCACCUGGUGUUCCCGGUGACUACUGACCCUCUACUGACAGCCGGCACCGCCAGUUCCUCCGCUGCUACCUCAGGCACCGCCAGCGUCCCCUCUUUCAUGUUAAAUCCCUCCAUGACGGGGGUGCUCUCCAACUACUCGCUGCCCUUCACGCAGUCACUCCUGCCUGAGCCCAGGAUGUUUGCUCCUUUUCCAGCCCCUGUCUUGCCCAGCAGCCUUUCCAGGAGCAUGGCGUCUGCCUACCCCGGCUUCAUGUCCCCUCAUUCGGGCUAUCCAGCUGGGGCCCUCCUUCGGUCCCAGGUGCCUCCAUUUGACACCCAUGAGGUCUCUGAGGUGGGCUGCAGCUCCAACGAGGAUGAGGACAAAGAUGAUGAUGUAAUAGAGAUCACAGGGAAGUAAUGGGCCUUGUCUCUGUUAGAUCUCAACUCAGCCAGGAGGCAAAAAAAAUUCCUCACUGGACCUUUCUGGGGUCAGGAUUUUACAUCCAGGACACAGCAGAGGUGGAGGCGGUUGGGAAGGAGGUGGCAUUUUUUUUAGGUGUCAAAGAUCUGUUUUGUACGGGGAACUGUAUUGAAUGGACAACCCCACAUCCCCAGGAGUGGGGAAACAAGGGUUGGAGGAGGGAAGGAUCACUGCGAACCUUAGGAGUGCCUCCUUGACUUCCCCUUCCAUGCUGUCUGUCUAUAUUGUCUAAAAGGGAGACCUGCCAUUCUAUUUCAGUGUCCUUUGCAAGGCCUGGAGACACUGGGUUGAUCAUUGUGUCUGUGGAAUAACUCUCUCACACACAAACUGCCUUAUCUGUGAAAGUUCCUUACCCCAUGGUAAUAGGGGAUGAGUUUGUGCCCUAGGAGAUGUGAUGAUGAAUAGCAUUAUUAAUGGAGGGAGGGAGGUGGGGUUGGAAGGAGCAGGCAAUAUGUAAUGUGUAGGUGGGAGGGUUUGGCGGGGGCGGGGGGCAGGGUCUAUGUGAAAACAAUGUCUCUUUCAUCCUUCUGAAAGUGUCAGACAGAUUUAGUCUAGUGGUCUCCACCAGGCCUUUAAUAAUGAAAUGAUGUCAGGGGCAGGGGAGAAGCAGUGCUGAACUACAGCUCUCUUGCCACCAUCCCCAAGGGAUCCGUUUGAAGGCAGAGACCUUACUUUCUGGCUGCUUCAGCAGGGUUGGGUUAGGACUUGUACUAGUCUUUGAGUGGGGUAUUAGUGGGGGAACUGUGAGGAUUUUCACCAUUUCCUCCCUAGCAUUUUGUAGUUGAUUUCUCUCCUUUUGCCACCCAGCCAAAUGCUGAGGGGGGUGGGGGUGUCCUCAGGUUUGCUAGAAGAAAGUUGGACUACUGUCGGGCUCCUGCCAGCUGCAGUGAGUUGACUUCUGACUGAAAGGAUGCAUUGGAGAGCCUUGCUGCUGCCUUUUUUUCACUGACACUGUGACUGGACUAACCUUCUCCCUCCACAGAAAGGCUUUGUUAAUUUAUUUCACAAAAGCAAACUAUUUAUUUUGGGGUUCUUUUUCCUUUUCUGUUUUUUCCUUGCCAAAAAUGAUGGCUUCUGCAGAAAGCAGUGGUGGUUCACGGGAUGGCCUGUAGGGGAAGAAGACAAAUUGACUGCUUGCCCAAAGCAGAGACAAUGUGCAGGGCUGAGAGAGAAGGGGCCGCUGCCCGCCUCGCCCCCUAGUCAUUUUCCCGAUUGGUUCAGCUGAUAAGGCAUCUGAGAGUUCCUGCACAGUUUGUGCCUGUUUAGAGGGACAUGUGGUGGUAUUGCAGGGGCUUGGUUUCAGGGUUAGUUGGAGCCGUACUUGGUCUCUAGCUAGUUGCAGUGGACUCGUACUAGAAGGGUUGAAAACGGGCUCUUCCCAUAUCUGUGGGACUGGUUAGUCAAGCAGGUUCUCACCCUGCCAGCAGUCCAUUAGGAAAGUAGCUACACCUUUAGGGAGGAAGGCUUCUUAGUGACUCUAUGCAUUCUUGCUAGGCUCUGGUCCAAGCAUACUUCAUUCCGUGUUGUCACAAAAGUAUGCAGAGAGAACCUGCUUACUGGCCUAGAAGGCUUAAUGAAGAAAGUAAGCCUUGCUUGGGCUUGCCGGCAAAACCAAUACUUGCCUUGCUGGGGAGAUGGUGGAAGGUACCUAUCGGCUGUCUUAAAAGACUGGCGCUCCAUUUCCACAGUUUCUGGCUUCUGAGUAUCACCAUUCCAGGGAAAGGGGAGGAGGCAGUGGGUGUCACUUGAAUGCCAUCUGUGGCAUGGAGCCAAUGAGAGCAAUUGCCAGAGACCUGUGCUAAGCAAGCCUUUCCAGAACCAGUGGUCCAGGCCCUGUACUCACAUUACUUUUGUCAUAUGGCUACUGAUGUGGCUGAAAUUGCCCUACCCUACAGGAAAACCACAUUCAUAUGCUCGCUCAUGCACACCCUCUCUUUCUUGCCCCCUCACCCCACCUCAGGCUUGGACCCCAUAUUAAUCUAACAAAGGUAAUGUAGAAUGAGGCCCUUUGCCCACACAAUUGAAGAUCUACCAAAUCCUUCAGCCGAAGAGGUCAUGGCUAGGUGUUUUAAAUGUUACGCUUCCAAGUUGGUUCUGAAAGAAAGCUGUGUGUGCGUGUGCGUGCCAGUAUGAACCACUAAAAAGCAUGUCAUGUCGGAGCUUUCUGACUGUCUUUCUCUGUUUCAUUGGACACUGUCUGUCAGGCCUAACUUCACAAUUCAUAGAAGCCUUAGAUUUACAGUUAGCUAUGCAAAUUACUUUAUUUUAAAAUAAAACCAUUAAAAUAGUGCUUUCUUCUUUAACAUAUCCUAGGAGUUGAAAACCGAGGGGUUCUGAGCAAACUUCUGGACAACUUGUCUUUGGAUGCACCAUGGGAAUAAAAAAAACAAACACAAACCCCCACAAAAAUUACAAAGCAAAUUAACUGAUGGUGUCCAUUCGCGUUUCUCCAAAGACUUGGCCAUGGUACGUCUGUGAGUCAUGCCCUUUUGUGAUUUGUAUUUGUCCACCUCAUGCAAAAUAUGACGACACUGAUUGUACUGUAAACUCACUCAGCUGUCUUUUGCAACCCUCUAAAGUGGACUCGGGGCCUGGAUAUAGGCAAAGUGGUUUCUUGCUUGAGCAGCAAGGAUUUAGACUUGCUGAAGCCUAAGCCAGUUUUGGAGGAAGAUAUUGUUUCUUUAGGUUUCAGGCAGACUCAAUCUCUUCAGUACACGUCGUUUUUGGCGGCAUAGCUGAUAACAACCCAAGACAUCCUGCUAGCUUCUGUCUGGACUUCAGUGGAGUAAUGAAGUUCACAAGACAGGUUUAACAUGUUCUGAAUGCUCUGUCUUUUCCUUCAGACUGUGCUUCUUUCUGAUCCUCUUGUCCCCAUGAAGAAUGUACAAGGGCUCAGGAGGGCUCACCGAACUAGGCAGGCUUGUAGUUCGUCCUCACUGUAAUAGGUGGGAUAGUCACAUUAAGAAAAUAGACUCAACUGGGAUUAAGUAAAUCAGACUCUGUAACCACCUUUUAAAUAGGAACGGAAGAUAAGGUAGCGACUAGCUGUAGAAAAUGGUAUAUGCCUGUAGUUUACUACUCUGGCCACUGGAUGGCAGUGUUGCACCACAUGGAAUAUUUAGGUCUUAAAGUACCUUAUUUGGGGGGGUGAACUGGCUUUUGUACUUGGUUUAAAAAGCUAUGAAAAUGUUAAGUCUGUUGUGCACAUUCUCUCUCUCCCUUCUCUCUCCUCCUCCCUCUCUCUCUCUCUCUCUCUCUCACACACACACACACACACACACACACACACACACACACACUCACUCACUCACUCUCCUACCUAAUUUUAUGUUAGCGGAAAACCCAAGAACAUAUUUGCAUUACUGACAAACUCCACUCCACCUCACUGUCUCCCUUGCACCUUCAGUUAGACCAAUUGAUUUUUGUAAGCUGGCAAGAUGUACAUUUGUUGGGACAGAUGCUUCUACUUCAGCAAGUGCCUGAGCUGGGUCUCUUUCCCACCCAGAGGGGUUUAAACUCAUUUAUCUCCAAGAGAUUGAAACUCAUUUCCCAGCACUUGCCGAGAGAGGUUCCCAUUGUCCAGUGGGAAUGAAGGUGACGCUCUUCUGCUGUGCGCCCUGGUUCUCCUUGAGGACACAAAAUGCCUCCUCCAACCGUUUCCAGGUGUGCAAUGGCUUCUGACAAGCUCUGGCUUCUAGCCACAAAGGGGUGGCUGCUGUGCCUUGUUUAUGGAGGGCAGAGAAUGCUUGGCCCAGACUUUGGGUUGGGAUUGCUUGGUGACUUGCAUAUUAGGAGGUCAGUAAGGCCCCUUCCUCAAUGCAGCCAUGAUUCCCAGAAUGUAGUGCCCACUUAGAAGCAACGCUUGUGGUUCAAGUUUCAAGGAGGUCUCUGAAUCGACCCAUUGUCACUGGCCAUUCAUGGUUCCCUUAUCUUCAGUGCCAUUUCUUUCUCUUGCUGGCUCUUGAGUUGCAGGUCUGAGGCAAACCCUGGUGGACUUGGCUGGGCCUGUCUCUGAUUUGCACUGCUAAAUUUCAGACUACAAAAGAACUGAGGAAGGUAACUUGUGGUGGUCAGCUCUUGCAGAUUUGUGUCCUUUCUAUCUGGACUGUUCUUUUCAGAACAUCUCUUUUCUUGCAAGGUGUUUCCCAUCUACAGUUGCAUUUCCACAGCAAUUUUGUAGCAACAGGACAGAGUUUUGAAAUGGUACAGAAUGAAACUGACCCCACCCCCUCCCAGUAAAUACUGUGGGGGUGGGGGAAGAUGACCUUAAACUGUGAUAUUUCCCAGGCCUUGAUAAUACAUUCUCAGUUCCACGCCAGGCAGCAUAGUUUUUAACUGGCCAAGAUUUUGUUUGGAUUGCCUAUAAAGGAGUUGUGUCAUUCAUUAGGAGGGCAGAGAACUGGGUGACGUCUCCCCAGCCAUGAUUAAAAGAGAGGUGCAGAUGUUUGCAUACUAAUUUCUGGACACCCAUAUGACUAAGAAAUGGAAAUCAGGGUGGGUGAAGGCAGGCUCACUCCCAUUGCAUUCUGUGGAACAAAGUGAAUGGGCUGCCAUCAGCAACACAGUUUGAGGGGACAAGGCCUGCCCAUUGUCCCCAACAAUCCUGUCAGCAGCUAGUUAAUAAGAAAACUGACUCGUACUGUGUGAACUGAAUUCUGAAUCAUUAUGGGAUCAAAUUUCAGUAGUGCAGGUGCUCAUGGGAAGCUCUCAUUGCAAAUAAUGUGUUUGCACUGAAAUUUUGGUGGAUCUGUCCAGGCACUGUAGACAUAAUUACUAAGCUGGGGGAAAAGCUUGGGCUGGUGACCCACUAAACAGCAGAGAGAACUAUACAUCAAUAGGGGUGUGUGUGUGCGUGUGUGUGUGUGUCCAUCCCUCCAGUGCAAAAUCACAGUUUGCAGGUGGAAGGACAUUUAGUCCUCAUGAAGACAUUUGCUCCUUGUAACUCAAACAAGGAAGCAGAUUCCCUGGUAAGGAGGGAGAAUAUUGCAAAUUCAGGGAGGAUCGGCAAAGAAUGGGAGGAGCCAGGCAGAGAGUGGGGAGAAAUCUUUCUUCUUCUACUUCAUGUACUCUGUAUGGAAAACGACCACUAACAGCUGCAUUGCUUCUUGGGUCCUAUACUGUUAGCUUCCCAAUUUGUGUUCUUUGUCCCUCCAUUAAAUCAAUUUAUAGAGGGGAGCUGAGUGAAUCCAAUGGUUUUCUUGGUUUGUUUUUGUUCCGCCUUUAGUUUGUGGCCUGUUCUUUGUGAUUGGAAAAAGGCAUUUCUGUAGCAGGGUCAGUCAGUUGGCUGGUUGCACGCAUGGGUCAUGUGCUUCCCUCAUCUCUCUGUCUGAUGGGACACGCUUGUCCAGUCUACCAGAACAGAGACAUUGAACAAUUUUGUUUAUAUGAUGUAUUUAUUUUUACUUGUGUUUCAUGUCAUUUUUUAAAAAAAUAAUAAAUUGUAAGUUGGUAUAAUGCCUAUAAAUUCUCUCUCCUUUUUUAAAGAAAAAAUAAACUUCAAAUGUUUUAGUCCAA
Messenger RNA from Hemicordylus capensis (graceful crag lizard), 11439 nucleotides. It is a transcript of the gene RAD54L2, whose product is annotated as RAD54 like 2. Gene Ontology annotation, cellular component: nucleus. Gene Ontology annotation, molecular function: ATP binding; ATP-dependent chromatin remodeler activity; ATP hydrolysis activity. The record is from RefSeq and is a predicted model, not a curated record. Bases 1429 to 5862 code for a protein of 1477 amino acids. The transcript is spliced from 23 exons. NCBI's taxonomy places the organism in Eukaryota, Metazoa, Chordata, Lepidosauria, Squamata, Cordylidae.